Molecule: messenger RNA, 10060 nt
Organism: Xyrichtys novacula (pearly razorfish)
Lineage: Eukaryota; Metazoa; Chordata; Actinopteri; Labriformes; Labridae
Source: the annotation of a GenBank genome assembly
CCCCCUGAUGGGUUUGAACGGCCCUGCAGGGAAGCACAGGCAUGCACAUCCAGAGCCGAGCGCAUCUUUGUCAGAGCUGCACCUUCAGCAGACGGAUAAUCGAGAUCACUGAAAGCUGGCAAGGGAUGGAAAGGAAAUUUCAACCUCAGGAUAUUGCGGUAAAAUCCGCUGAACCUGAGCUACUCCUGUAACAGCAGAGACACAAGGACACAGGAGGGAGGGAGAGAAGCGCGGGAGUGGAUGGCGAGGAUGGAUGCGUGUAUCCUCAGACUCAGGGAUAAAACUGUACAACCUGCCACUGAAUAUCCUGAAUAAAGGCAGGAGUGGAGGGUCAAGGACGCUAUAACUUCUCCGUAUGGCUGCACCGUCCUCCUGGCCGAGGCACCGGCAAGCCAAACCCACCGGUGUGAGUGGUAUAAAAACCCCGAGGAGGCGUUUCUGUCUGCAGAUCAGCAGCAUCCGCGUCCUGUGCCGCUCUGAAACCUGUAAUCUGACUGGGAUUAACGAUUGUGUUGUGUUAGCAGGAUAGCAAACAGACGGAGCAGCCAUGUCUCAUGGAUGGGGAUACGGACCAAGUAAUGGUGAGUCUCUCUCAGCAUCCAUGUGCUGGAGGUUCAGCUUUACAUGUAACAGGUCAAGGGCAAGAUACACUCUCUUGUUUCUGUCCUGGUUAACACAAUUUACUGCGAUCGGUCAACUGGCAUUAACCAACAACAUUCUCAUGGCUCGAAAAUUACACUACAGCUGUCCAUAAUAUGACUAUUCAUUAACUAUAUUUCCUACCUGAGCAGGCCUUACUUAUAUAUGUUUUCAUUUUGGUGGUUUAAUAAAACCAAAUCUCACAUUUAAAUGCAGUAAAUUUGGUCGUUUAAGGACAUUUUAUGGCAAUGCCUAUUCUCAGUUUUAGUCAGUAUUUUAUUUUAAUGAUAAAACUCGAGAAAUUAUGGGAUGUGAAAGAAAAAAAAUGCAAAAGUAAUUGAUUUCCAUCUGCUGUUUCUCAAAUGAUCUUUUUGAGCACUAGUAGAUCCCAUAAAGCUACACUGUAAAAAAAAGAAUAAUUGAGAACACUUAAAAAUUUAAGGCAACCUUUUGCAGAAAGAUUUCAUAAUUGUGUCAACGAUUUGCUCGGUCAUUGUCAUAAGUGGCAUUUCAUUGUUGUAUCAAUUAUGUUUAUGCUGUUCGGUGAAUGGUCACGACUAUUUAUUCUUCAUUUUGCCAAUAUACACAUUUAGCUGCCCUAGCCAUCGGCUAGCAGCCGCUUGCUAAUGGCUAAAGUUAACAGCUUUCUCCGCAGCAAGUGAGUGUGGAGGCGGCGUGCAUCGUGAAUGCGCCCUAGAGAUAAAAUUGCCUGCUCAGUUACAUGUGCGAUUAAACACGAGGCUAAGAAACACGUUGUGAGACAAGCAAUGUAAAUAGACAAGCAUUGUUAGCUAAACUGAAAAAGUAGCUAAUUUACUGAAGUAAAUUUGGUAAAGCAGAACAACACCACAUAUUAGAUAAUACACUUAAAACAGUUCAGAAAAGUUUAUUUUCACACAAAAUACUUAAACAGCUUGGACUGAAGCACUCAAAAAACUCAAAAAGCCCUCUUCUCCCUCUGCGGCCGUGACACACUAGAGGUAGAACUUGCCCUUGCAACGGAACGUGGUAAACCCCGUAGGUCUUCUUCGGCAGACCUCAUGGGUCAAUGUCAGAACUGCAUUAUUAAAGUGUCUUUCUUUUUUUAUCUAAUUUCAACAUUAUCAACUGUUUUAAAUAUUAAAAUGAUGUUAUAAGGAUUGUAAAGGAUAGGCAACUAUAAGCAUUGUGCUUCCGCCUAAUCCUUUUUUUGGUCAAGUUUAUAAUUCUGUUUGUUUCUCAUUUGUUGUUAUUGUGACCAAAAAUAAAACCGUUCAUUCAUUCAUUAUGGGAAUUUUUCCUACUUUGCUGUGCAAACAACAAAUUGCAAAUUCUGCUAAUUUAGAAUCACAUAUUUGGUCUCUAUUGAAGUGCACAUUGUUGGUCUGACAUGUAUUUUCUUGUUAAAUAAUAGCUAUUUUAAUUUUCAACACUUUUAUUGUCUUUAAUGUAACUUUUUAGGCCCUGACAAAUGGGAAAUAGAAUAUCCCAUAGCUAAUGGGCCGAGACAGUCUCCCAUCGACAUUAUUCCCAGGGAGGCCCAGUUCGACUCCUCUCUGAAGGCUCUGAAACUCCGCUAUGACCCUUCCAACUCCACUGGCAUCCUGAACAAUGGACACUCCUUCCAGGUGGACUUCACUGAUGACAAAGACAGCUCCAGUAAGCACAACUGUGUUUUUCCUGCAAUGACAAACUGCCAUGAAAUACCUAGUGGUUAUAAUUACUGUGUAAGAAACAAGAUAUAACAUCAAAUUCAAACUUGCAGUCUGAAAGUUCCAGUAAGAGAUAGUGUUGGUCAUCUUUAUCUGUCUGUGUGGUACAUGCCUCCACCCUGCCAUCUGUUCAGCAGCAGAUAAGGGUGUCUGAUCAUGUCAGCACUCAGGCAACCUCACCCUCUCAUCCUACACGUCUGCGAGGAUUUUAUAACUAGUUGAGGAACAGACUGAAACAAACACCUCUAUGUGACCUCCAGGAGCAAACUUGACCAUCAGCAACAAGACUGACAAUUACUCUGAUGUAACUUUUAAUGUCUGAAAUCACUCUGAGAGGGUAGGUGUCAGACUAGAUGAUUGACAACAGACUGAAACAAGAGCCUUUUUAUUAUUUCUUAGUGUUAUAGGAAUAGUGUUAGUGUAAGAAUACUGAACAAGAGAGGUGUAUGGCACUAACUGGAAUUCAUUGCUGAUGUUUGAGAAUGAUUACACAGGAAACAUCCAAAUACAAAAACAGCAAACAUACUUUCACAGACUGAGAGGAUUGAAUGAUUUCUACAACUGCACAAGUUACAGAUAGACACAAGUUUCUUUGUGUCUUUGUUAGUUUUUUUUUUUCUUUGUGGACUGUUCAUCCCUGAAGUGCAUCCCUGAUUUUCGUGUUGUGCUGUUGUUUCUUCCUCCCAGCCCUGACAGGAGGUCCCAUUACUGGAACAUACCGUUUGAGGCAGUUUCAUUUCCACUGGGGGGGCAGUGAUGAGAGAGGCUCAGAGCACACUGUCAAUGGCAUCAAGUUCCCUUGUGAGGUAUGAACACUCACAGAUGUUUCAAACUCUCUCCUCAUGUCUCCAUCAGCAUACAAAUGGUUUCUUCUCUUCAUCUUAUCAUCAAGUUUAUCAAGUUUAUGGGAAAGCAUUGACUCCCAGUGUCUGUACAAAUGUUUAAGCGCUAAAACCCCACUUACAAUGAUGGUUUUGUGUGGUGGACAAACUCAAUACUUUCACCCAAAGGUUGAAGUUUCUUUGCAGUCUAAGGUUCAAGUUUAUUAUUGUUAUUAUCCUGAAGUUAGGGUUAGGCAAUAUGGGAAAUAAGUUUAUCACGAUAUAUUUUUUUCAUAUCAGUCAAUGCCGAUAUGUAUCACAACAUAAAAAAAUCACUUGUCAAUCUUAAAUGUUUCCUGUUACUUAAAAAGAAAAAAAAAUACCCCCACACUACCAGUGCUCUUGUGCCAGUGUUGUCUUCAAUGUCAUCAUCUGUUGAGCCAUCACCUACAUUUCUGCCAGGGGUAGAACUCAUUUUUCUUUUUUUACGUGUUAAAAUGCUAGCAGCUGUAGCCUGCUACUACGCAGUCGUUUGCUACUUGGUUCUAAUUCAGCACAUGAUUGGUUCAGCGCGGUGCGACCCGGAGCAACUCCCCUUUUCAUUAGCUAUGUGCUGAAUGCUGAAUGCAGAAUGCUGGCUAUCGAAUUGCAUAUUGACCAUGUUUCAUAUCGAUAUUGAGAGAAAUUAAUUUUUUGAUAUACAUCAGUAACGUUUUAUCGCCCAGCCCUACCUGAAGUUAAACUGGCAUUACAAUAAGCAGGAAGUUUAUGACAUACAAAGUUUUCACUGUUCAAGUAAAGCCAAAGACACUCCAUGACACUGAACCAGAAGCCACCAUAAAGCAGCAGAAUAAAAUACCUCAGAAAGUCAGAGAUAGCGCUGUAUUUGGCAGAUUAGAAAAAUGAAUAGAGCAGUGAAUAAUCAAGAUCAAAAAUCUUAAGACUGUACAUUAAAAGACAAAAGUGUUAUCAGUGUUUAUACUGAGACACAAUCUUUAAAUCCUUAUCCAGAAUGACAGUUUGGGUGACAUCAGGCUGUAACCUUUGAAGUCAAUAAUCAUGUCAUGGUUUAGUCUCCCCAAAUGUCAGCAUUGACUUCUCUUUAGCUUUGUUCGUGAAUUCGUUUUCUUCUUGUUCGUUCUGGAUUACAUGAAUCAUGCUCUGUACCAAAGUCUAACCUUGGUGUUGUUUCUUGACAGCUUCACUUGGUGCACUGGAACACAAAGUACCCGAGCUUUGGAGAGGCAGCUCCUCAGCCUGAUGGCUUGGCUGUGGUUGGAGUCUUUCUCAAGGUAAAUUAUCAGAGAAUUCAGAUGAAAAUACACCAAGGACAUGCAAUGAGAGCGUACAAGAUCAGUUAAAAAAAAAUUAUAAAAACACAGUAUUCAAAAAAAUAUAGUAAGUACUUUGAGUUUCAUGCUGUUUAUCUGUCCUGUCCUCCAGAUUGGUGCUGCCAAUCCCAGGCUGCAGAAAGUUCUGGAUGCUUUUGAGGCCAUUAGGUCCAAGGUGAAAACAGAAACAACAAGAAACAAUUUCACCAAAUAUCUGUGUUGAGACACAAGAAAUGAACUCUUCUGUUUUGUAUCAUUAGCCCCAGCUAUUCCCUCUUUUCUUCCUCACUUUCUCUCCCCUGUCUGACCCCAGGGCAAGCAAACAACCUUUCCAGGCUUUGAUCCAAAGACCCUUCUUCCUGGAUCUUUGGAUUAUUGGACCUACGAUGGCUCUCUGACCACACCCCCUCUCUUAGAGAGUGUCACCUGGAUUGUCCUGAGGGACCCAAUCAGUGUCAGCCCUGCACAGGUACUUAACAUAGUCACACACAUGUACUGUCUGGACAUGAGAGUGAAGUUCAAUAUGGAGAACACACACACCGUUAAUGACUCUUUAGCAGGAAAACAGAAUCCAAAGCAUGAGUGACACAUCCAGAGUGUUGCUCCUGUAAGUUACCACUGCUGUAUAACAGCACUACCUCUUAGUGGCAGGUUUAACUGUGUGCAUUGAGACUUAAGGUCCUUUCACACCGGGACCGUUUUUGUCGUGCGAUUAUUUUGGAAGUCAAUAUUUUUUUUCGAACCCGUAUCCUGUCAAUACAAGUGUUCACAUCAGCGACGUUUUCCCGAUAUUGUAGCAUUUAUUUUUUCGGAUCACGGCCGAUUUUCUAAAGUUUCCCAUACUGUAUGUCCACUUCUGACCAAUCAUAUUACGUGUUGUUGCGACGUCAGAUUCACAGGUAUAUCCAACAUGGCCGACCGGCUGAUUGUUUACAUGUCGGAGAACAGAGUGCUUUUUGAUAAAAGACACAAACAUUACAAUGAUAACGACCUGAAGGACAACUUGUGGAGAGUCAUAGCGUUGGAUUUCUCAUAUGACGAUGUUUUGUGUGCUUUAACAGUUUGCUAAACGUCUUUGUUUUAACUUUCAUCUGUACUAAGUAACUUUAGCUCGUAAGCUAACCUGUUCAGAUACAACAUACCAUAUGUAUUUUCACUGUCUCAAACUCAAUCACGUUGCUGUCACAGCACCAUUAGGUCUCGGUUGUUACCUUAUGUUUAUGGAUUAUAGUUUAAUGUGCUUAUCUGAUACUGGCCCCGACUCAGUACAUGCUAUCAUGACAGACAGUCAUCUCAACACUAGUGUCUAAUCAGAACUGCAAAACAGUCAGUCUGCUGUUGUGUCAGUCUUCUCUCUUUCACCCGGAACACGUCUUUUCCCGCUUGGAAAGUUGCAAAAUUGCGUCAGGCUUGAUGUGUAUAGUCAGCUGCAUCAAAAUUUGCCUCAGAAUAUUUCGUAAUUUCGUGUUGUAUAUUUGCGUCGGUCCCGGUGUGUAAGGACCUUUACUGCUCAGCUGUGUUACACUCUUGGUUCUGCUUGUUGUAAUUCCCUAUAGCAACAGUCUAGUAUUUCUCGACAGCACAACAUUGGUAUGGAAAACUUCACAGUGCAAUUACAAAAAAUCAGAAACUUCAAGUGUUGAGCUUUGAAAGUCUCAGAUAUAAACAGAAGAAACACAUGUCAGCAGCUGUAGGAUGAAGAGCUGGAUCUGACCACAGUGGUCUCUGUUUUAUUGUGUUUUGAUAUGGCCAAACCACAAAGCCUCAUUAUGAAAUGUUUUUGAAGGUUGUCAGUCCAAACCUCACCAUGGUGAAGAGCAUAUGGGGCCAGAUCAGGCUGUAGAGCUGGGUGUGUCUGAGCCUGGAGUGCCUUGUGUUUCUCCAGAUUACUCUGACUGCCUCUAUCCCCUGUGGCCAGUUUGCACACCAUCUCUUUACAUAAUUUACAUGACUGCACUGUAUCUUCAAAUGACCUAGACCCACAUAGAGUUGGAGUAGGUGUUCAAAAUGGUGACACUGGCACUGAAAUCCAGACAGCUGAUUAAAGCUAAUCUGCUCCCACAGGAGAUGUUGUUUAUGCCUCAUAUCUGUUUUACUGCAGCUUCUCACAUACAAACACAAUGUUGAGACACAAUCCUCUGGAAAAAGAUCAGAGAUUUGCCCUUUUCUGUACACAUUUUCCCCAUUACUUUCAUACACUUCCUAAUGUGUGGUCUACAAUCUGAGCAGCUGAAAAAAUUCAGUGAUCAAAUCUAUAACAGCUAAAGCACAAAGACCUACAUCAUCUUUUGUUGAAUCCAGGUAAAGGGAUUUAAAGCAAAGUUGCUAAUGGAGUGUAUUAGGAAUAUAAACCAAACUCAUUCAAACACACUGUGCUCAUAAAAACCGUCAAUGAGCUCAGUUAAAUCAUAAUCAUUGUAAGAUUUCAUUUCUGAUGACACUUUCAAUAUUUGAUCAUUAUUAUAGUUCAGUGGCCUGGCUUACCUUUUAGCUUUGCUUGUACAUAUUUGAUGGAUCUUGUUUUCAAAGUUGAGAGGCUUAACACUCUUACAAGCAUGUGCACAUGAAAGAUAAGCUACUCAGCAGGGUGGGGGCAGUACAACACCUUAUGGGCUGAAGCUGAAGUGGACAACAUGAAACACUUGAUUGCAUGAACAUUGACUUGCUGCUGGCAGCGAGUCGCUGAGCUUGAUGUUUACCUCGGGUUACCUCAGGGACUGUGACUAUCCUCCUCUGCAGUUCGCCAUCUGGGGAUACAAGAGCUUAUGUGAACAUUUCAUCAAGCUGGUGUCAUGGCAACAAGCACCCUCUGUCAGAAAUUGUUCUUAAGCUUUAGAGUUUAUUUCUUGAGGAUUUUAUUUAACUUUUACUCAAUCAGUGAAAAAGACAAGAAAAGUCAAAACAAAUCAAAAUAAGAGAAAUUUUGAGAACAUGCAUGAACAUUUAAAAAGUCUGCGGACAGCAUCAACAUCACUUACAAUGACUUCAAAUGUGUAGACCGUUUUUUUGAGAUGUAAAAGGAAAGUGACUACACCAUGAAGACGGAACAGUGAACACACUCUCCAAUCCUUCCUCUCCAAGUCUGCAGGUGGAAAAGCUAGAUUAUGCAAUCUUAAAAGGCUUCGUUUAUUUUACUUUUAUUUUUCUCAAAGUGGGAUUGGAUAAGGUAUCUGUCAAUCAAAUGUAUAACUGAGAGACAGGAAAUCACAGAAAAACAGAACCAGAAGCUGAGCCGUCUACCUCUGCAGUCUCUGUAUUUUGGUUAGUUUUGAGAAAUUUCCGCCUAAAGAAAUUAUUGAUUGAUGCAGCGCUUACAUGUUUAUCUGCCUGCAGGACGCCAAAGAAAGGAGCUUCACUCUAAAUACAAACAAUGAACACAUGUCAAGUUUUUUAGUGUGCGUUUGCAUUUGAAGGAUUGGAUUAUUUGAGUUCUCUUGCCACUUCUAAAUUUAACAGUGAUCCAAAAACUGUAUUUUUAAACAAAACCUAAGCUAGCAGUGUGUUUUACAUUUAGCGUUAGUUUGCUGGUUGUUGCUCAGGACAAAAGGGUCUUACACACCGGGGUCGACGCGAAUGCAGAACGCGAAAUGAGGUGAAUUUUGACGGGCCUGACUAUACAUAUCAAGCCCAAUGUGAUUUUGUUACUUUCCGGGGGGGAGAAGAGGCAUCCCGGGGAAAGUCCCGCCUCCUUCGCCUCUGAUUGGCUAGAAAAGCUGGAAACGUCAUCACACGCUCAAGCCAAACGGUCAGCACUUAUGGCCAAUCAGAGGCUAUAAGAUAAGCACAUGAAACUAUGGUAACAACCGUUAGCUUAUGUUAGCACAGAUGAAAGUUACAAUAAAGACGUUUAGCAAACUGUUAAAGCACACAAAACAUUGUCAUAUGAGAAAUCCAACACUGUGUUGUCCUUCAGGUCGUUAUCUUUGUAAUGUUUGUGUCUUUUAUCAAAAAACACUGUUCUCAGACAUGUAAACAAUCAGCUGGUCGGCCAUGUUGGAUAUACCGGUGAAUCAGAAAAAAAACUGUCCCGGUUUGAAAGGACCAUAACUUGAUAAAUGCUGUAAAGUGCUUUACAUGUGGUUGAAGAUGGGAUAGGAGCGGGUCUGAUCUUACAAAUUGGGCUCAAUCUGAUCCCAUUUUGUCAUUCGGUCUUCGCUCUUUUUUUUGUCAAGCAUCUUGGGAGAACACUUCUUGUGAAUUGGCGCUAUACAAAUAAAUAUUGAUUGAUUGCUCAAACUUGUCCAUGUUUGAAAAGAUUACAUAUGAUAUCUCCUUGUGGUUGCACUUCAUACUUGGCUAAUCUGACUUUAACUGUUUCCUGUCAUUCUUUCUGAUAGAUGGCCAUGUUCCGAAGCCUCAUGUUCUCAGGAGACGGAGAGGCUCCAUGCUGCAUGGUGGACAACUACCGGCCCCCUCAGCCUCUGAAGGGCCGGGCGGUCCGUGCCUCCUUCAAAUAAACCCUGCCAUCAGUCUUCAAAGCUUUCUUACCAUCCAACCCUUAUUUCAAUACCUUCUUUGUUUCGUUGUUCUCCAUAUGCAGCAUUUUCUUUGCUUAUACAGGCUCAUUAGCUCAAAAUGGCACCAAAAUUUGGCUGUUAUUGAUCUGUGUUUUUUGCUCAGCGAACCUUUCAUGACCUGAAUCCUUUCCAAUUGGCUUUACUUUUACUAAAGCUACAAAACAAUACAAGAAAUUCAUUGAUUCCUAAAGGGAAAUUUGUUAAUUUAAGAAAGAGGAAAAAAAAACUAGAAAAUACUUGGUAUUUUUGUAAAAAGAAAGAAAUGUUGGUUGAUAGUGGGUCAUUUUUGUUUUAACAUAAUAGCUUCUUUAUCCUUUAAAAAUGAUUUUUCAGAUUUUUCUCUUGUUUGAAAAUGAAUGUCUUGGUCAACUUCCUGAAGCUUCCUAUGCAUUAUUGUAUCUUAAACUGAGCCACAGACAGAUGCUCAGAUUAUGGAUGAGGACGUUUUGACAGAUUACUCGCUCUGUGAAUCUGAUACAGAGUGGUCAGGGAGCUCAGAUCUGACAUUUCAGAGGUAGAUAUUGAGUUUUGGUAUUUUGGUCUUCAUUCACCAGCUGCAUUUCUAUGCAAGUAGACUGUUGGACUCUGAAGGGGUUUUUGUUCUGUGACGUCUUGAAACAGUGAAGAGUGGUAACUUUUUUUUAUUUAUCGCUGGGCUUUAAAAAGGUUCAUUUUGUUGAUGUGAUGGCUUUGUAAAGUUCAUCCAGUUUGUGGUUCCAAAGUUUCAAUGUUCCACCAUGAUUUUAUAGAAACCUUGAGAAGUGAACCGCUUAUCACCACAGUGCAUUAAACGCCUAUUGACAAAGACUCUUGUUGGAGAGGAUUUAUGCCAGAAAUUAAUAAAAGGACGCCAUGAGGAUUUAUUCAGAAGACAUAACCUCAACAGUUUAGCUUUUAUAUCAAUACUAUAACCUGAUGAAACAGCUUUGAGACUGAGAUUCUGGCUGUAGGGACAACAGCAGUAACUCUUUAUUAAAGAGUGACACAUUAUGAAUGUUUUGUGUGAAAAAAAAAAUUGUGGCAAACAAUGCUGUCAAUAAAACUCUUGAUUGUGUGUCAAA